UCGCAUAGUGCGCAAAGCAGGCUAUUUAGUUAUAAGUAAUAGAAACGUUAAAAAUUGUGCGACUAUAUUUUUCACUGAAUAGAGCCUAAAUAGUUGUUCAUAAUUGCAAAAUUCAUUGCAGUAUUAAGUUCUAAGGUACACAGACACAGACAGCUUUAAGAAUGGCCCUCAGCUUAGGAUCGCUGAAGUUAAACAAAUGGCAAGUGGCGCUCAUACUCGGCACGCCCUUGGCCAUUGGACUGGGCAUGUAUGUUUUGAAUAAAACGAGCGAUGGGAAGUCCGGCACGACCGAUGAGCACACGCGCUCUAAGUCCAAGAAAAAGGGCAUCGACGGUGGAGACAGCAAGUCACGCAGCAAACUGGGUCUGGAGAAGCAAGCGCUCUCGAUUGAUGGCACAGCACCCGACAAGGAGCUGGAGCGGAAGAAGAAAUCCGCCGAGUUAGGCGAAAAGCUGUCGCCACUUAAGGAGGCCAACAACUACAAGAACGAGGGCAACACCUGCUAUCGAAACGGCAAAUACGAUGAAGCCAUCAGCUUUUACGACAAAGCCAUCGAUAAAUGCCCGGCCGAGCACCGCGCGGACAUGGCUAUUUUCUAUCAGAACCGCGCCGCCUCUUACGAGAUGCUGAAGAAGUGGAACAAGGUGAAAGAGGAUUGCUCACGCUCCCUGGAAUACAAUCCGCGUUAUGCCAAGGCCUACUAUCGACGAGCACGUGCUUACGAAGCGACAAAAAAUAUGGUCGAUUGCUUGGAUGAUGUAACGGCCACCUGUAUACUGGAAAUGUUCCAGAACAACAACACAAUCAUGUUCGCUGAUCGCGUGCUUAAAGAGACCGGACGUAUGGAUGCCGAGAAGGGCAUGCAAGAGCGCGUGCCUGUCGUACCAUCUGCGACUUUCAUUACGACCUAUAUGCGUUCCUUUAUUGCCGAUCCGCUGCAGACGAUGAAUGUGCCGCCAUCGGCAGUAGCGGAUACGCCACCGCGUGGUUUCCUACGCGCUCGUCGCGCCUUCGAAGAACAGCAAUUCGACGAGAUUAUACCAGCCUGCACCGAGGAAAUCGAAUCCUCCGAGGCGGAGGCACAGUACAAGGUGGAGGCUUUAUUGAUGCGCGGUACCUUCCACUUGCUCUGUGGCUCCUACAAUGAUAGCAAAAAUGACUUCGAUGCCAUCAUCAACAAUGACUAUGCAGAUCCCACAUUGCGCGCAUACGCCUACAUGAAACGUGCAUCCCUAUUCAUCCAGCUGGAUCAGCGCGAAAAGGGUUUGAAUGAUUUUGAUGAGGCCCAAAAGCUGAAGCCGGACAAUCCAGAUGUUUAUCAUCAGCGUGCGCAAAUCCUGCUGCUGUUGGAACAGAUCGAGCCGGCGCUGGAAGAGUUCGACAAGGCUGUGAAAAUUGCGCCGGAACACGCGAUUGCAUUUGUCCAGAGAAGCUAUGCGGAGUACCGUCUAUCGCUGCUGGCCGGUGAUCAGAUCCGUCUCGAUAACGUGAUGCAAGAGUUUCAGAAGGCUAUCGACAAGUUCCCCACUUGCGUUGAGUGCUACAGUCUGAUGGCCCAGGUGCUGGUCGAUCAGCAGAAAUUCGAGCAGGCACAGCAUUUUUAUGAGAAGGCCAUGAAACUGGCUCCCACCAAUCCGGCGUUACUCGUCCAUCAGGCCAUCAUGAUGCUACAAUGGCGUGGAGAUAUCGACACAGCUGUGGACCUCUUGACUCGUGCCAUCGAGGUCGACCCCAAAUGCGAACUGGCCUACGAAACGCUUGGCACUGUGGAGGUGCAACGCGCUCAAUUGAAACGUGCCGUCGAGCUGUUUGAAAAGGCACUCCUCUAUUGCAAGAGCCAGGCGGAGUUGGUACAUGUUUAUUCGCUGCGCAAUGCUGCUGUCGCGCAAAUCAAUGUGACGCGCAAAUUGGGCAUCGAUAUGAAUUCGGUAUCAGCGAUGGCUCAGUCCGGUUUUCUUGCGCAAGCCGGCAUGUAAAACAGUUCCGAUAUCCAAUAUCAUCUCAUCCUCACUCCAGACAGAAAAAAUGCUGAUUAGCCAAUUAACUUUUAUAACCAUCAUCCCAAUCCCAAUUUUCCCUUUGUUAUGCAUACAAGGCUUUGUAUUAGUUUAUGCUUAGGUUAAACGAAGAAAGUCAAGCGUUUCGAUAUAACUUGUUGAAAUACCAGAAAUACCAAUCAUACACAUCAUAUAUUUGUAAAAUAGACAGUGCAGUGUUUGAAACGAUUCUGAUUCUAUUUAAAUAAUUAUAAUACCAUACCAAGCAUACGAAUGUAAAUGUUAUAUACAUAUUAUUUGUGUAUGUAUGUACGUAAACCUAGAUAAUGUUACUAUAAAAUUAAAAGUACGUAAUAAAUUAUGUAUAUAAGUUUAA
Scaptodrosophila lebanonensis is the source of this 2373-nucleotide messenger RNA. RefSeq names its product mitochondrial import receptor subunit TOM70 (gene Tom70). NCBI's taxonomy places the organism in Eukaryota, Metazoa, Arthropoda, Insecta, Diptera, Drosophilidae. Gene Ontology annotation, molecular function: protein binding. The coding region runs from base 162 to 1976 and encodes 604 amino acids. The record is from RefSeq and is a predicted model, not a curated record. The transcript is spliced from 3 exons.